AUGGAGGCACUGGAAUUCUACGUCAAGGGCUCGCGCCUUGUCUUUGGCCUGAUAUAUACUCACAUCCACCAAAAGAUCCUGGCCGUGGGCCACCGAUGGACCUACCAGGAGACCACGUCGCCCAAGAACGUCGUCGUCCUCGGCGGUUCCUAUGCAGGCGUUCACCUUGCGCAGCGGUUAACAGAAUCGUUACCGACAGGCUAUCGCGCAGUCUUGGUUGAGAGGAACUCUCAUUUCAACCACCUGUUUGUGUUUCCUCGGUGCGGCGUAGUGCCUGGUGUGGAAAAAUCUGCCUUCAUCCCCUACGAUGGCAUCGCCAAAACCGCACCACCAGGCAUCUUUAAACACAUACAAGAUUCCGCAACAGCAAUCACACCCAAUCAAGUCCAACUUGCUUCCGGAGAGACUAUUGACUAUGAGUACCUUGCCAUUGCAACCGGCUCGUGGCAACCCUCGCCAGCAAAACUCACGUCGACGGAGAAAUCAGGCGCCUGUGAGGAGAUGCGUGCGUCGCAGGAUCGGAUCAAGCGUGCAGACCGUAUCGCCGUGGUUGGAGGCGGGCCGGUUGGGGUCCAGGUUGCCACGGAUAUUAAAAGCUUCUUCCCACAAAAGGAUGUGACAUUGAUCCAUUCACGCUCUCAGCUGCUACCCAAUUUCGGUCCCCGGUUACAUGAGCACGUCAUGAAGACGCUUAAACAGCUUCAGGUUAACUUGAUCCUGGGCGAACGUCCCCAGGCCGUGACCGAAGGGGUCAAAGAUAUGAUCAAGGACAGACACCAGGAGGCUCUAUGUUUCAAAGACGGCCGCAAACAGAUAUUCGACCUAGUGAUUCGCUGCACCGGCCAACGGCCCAACUCAAGCAUCCUCGCCAAGCUAUUCCCUUCCGCUAUCUGCGAGCAAACCGGGCAGAUCCUCGUACACCCUACCCUUCAGAUCAACAAUGGUCCUACCAUGCCAAACCCCAAUAUCUUCGCCCUGGGCGAUGUUGCCAAAACUACGGGCCCCAGAAUGGAGAGGACAGCGCGAGCGCAGGCUGAGAUAGUGGCUUCGAAUAUAGUUUCCUUGAUCACCGGGUAUACUCCGCUCGAGACCUAUCGUGUCAUGGAGGCACAUGGCGUCAUCAAGCUCACCUUGGGAAAGCACGACUGGGCCAUGUACUAUAGAGAGGAUAGUGGCCGCGAAUUGAUGGUAAACGGAAGAACGAAGAGUGAUGAAAUCGAUGUUCGUCCUGUCUGGCAGGCCAUGGGGGCGAAGUAUACUCCUAAUCCUUCCUAG
Messenger RNA from Microsporum canis CBS 113480, 1275 nucleotides. Its product is annotated as oxidoreductase. The transcript is spliced from 3 exons. The coding region runs from base 1 to 1275 and encodes 424 amino acids. Gene Ontology annotation, cellular component: cytoplasm. The record is from RefSeq and is a predicted model, not a curated record. Gene Ontology annotation, molecular function: electron-transferring-flavoprotein dehydrogenase activity; flavin adenine dinucleotide binding. Lineage: Eukaryota; Fungi; Ascomycota; Eurotiomycetes; Onygenales; Arthrodermataceae.